Molecule: messenger RNA, 784 nt
Organism: Cyprinodon variegatus (sheepshead minnow)
Lineage: Eukaryota; Metazoa; Chordata; Actinopteri; Cyprinodontiformes; Cyprinodontidae
Product: pyruvate dehydrogenase E1 component subunit alpha, somatic form, mitochondrial-like
Exons: 6
Coding region: 131-784 (217 amino acids)
Molecular function (GO): oxidoreductase activity, acting on the aldehyde or oxo group of donors, disulfide as acceptor
Source: RefSeq, a predicted model, not a curated record
UCGCGGCAGCACCGGUUUAGCUGUCGGUAUUCAAGUGCAAAGAAGAAGAGGAGGCGCCAUCGGACCCGGAAGGACAAAUCAGUGGCUGGGUAGAAGGACGGGUACGUGUUGUACCUUGCUGGAGGGAAAGAUGCUGACCAAUAUUUCCACCGUACUAAGGGCCUGCGCUCAGAGAAAUGGAGCUGCAGCGGUUGUGUCGGCACGAAACUAUGCUGACUUCACCUCCCAGGCUACCUUUGAAAUAAAGAAAAGUGACGUCUUCAAGCUGGACGAGGCCCCCGCCACUGAGGUGGUUAUGACCCGGGAUGAGGGGCUGCAGUACUACCGCACCAUGCAGACUAUGAGGCGGAUGGAGCUGAAGGCAGAUCAGCUUUACAAGCAGAAGAUCAUUAGAGGGUUCUGUCACUUGUAUGAUGGCCAGGAAGCUUGUGCUGUAGGGAUCGAAGCAUCGAUUAAGCCAACAGACCACCUGAUCACAGCGUACCGUGCACACGGCUACACUUUAACAAGGGGGGGGACUGUCAAGGAGAUCAUGGCUGAACUCACUGGCAGAAGAGGUGGUAUUGCAAAGGGCAAGGGAGGCUCUAUGCAUAUGUAUUGUAAAAAUUUCUAUGGUGGAAAUGGGAUCGUCGGGGCUCAGGUUCCUCUGGGUGCUGGCGUGGCACUAGCCUGCAAAUAUAAGGGAUCUGACGAGCUGUGUGUCUGUUUGUAUGGUGAUGGCGCUGCCAACCAGGUAAGACACAGAUCGCUGCCAUUUAUUUGUUUUGAAUUUUCACAACGUUGA